Rubroshorea leprosula is the source of this 484-nucleotide messenger RNA. Lineage: Eukaryota; Viridiplantae; Streptophyta; Magnoliopsida; Malvales; Dipterocarpaceae. The record is from the annotation of a GenBank genome assembly.
CUAAAUUUUAGCCAAUACAAUAAUACGACUUGCAUAUGAUCAAUGCGAUUGGUAUUUGACUCAGUACAAUAUUUAAAGUAUAACAUACGAAUUUUAUUCUCAAACAAAUACGUAACACAUGGUACGGUAUCAGAUCAACGACCUGGGAACAAAUUGAACCGCCAGUCUAGCGCUUUCCUUUAUUAGAUGAUACUUUCUUUGUCUCUUUACCAGGAGGCAAAAGUGCUUAUAAAUUGAAUGUAUACUGCUAAGGGAAAUUCUUCCCAGUAAUACCUAAUCAAAUGGUUUAUCAAAAAUCGAUACUUGGCAGAUCUUAAAAAACACAUACUUUUAAAGUACUAUCAUUACCUUUUAUAAAGAAACCCAACCAUACCACCUGAAUAUUAUUAAAAGACAUCUUAUCUUAGUAUUCAAACCCCACCCCUUUACCUUCUCGCUCCACCCUGAUUUGCCCAUAUUAAAAAAAGAAAAAAAAUCAUUACCU